This is a messenger RNA of Seminavis robusta, 1641 nucleotides long. The record is from the annotation of a GenBank genome assembly. Lineage: Eukaryota; Bacillariophyta; Bacillariophyceae; Naviculales; Naviculaceae.
AUGAAGCUACAUGGAAAGGAGGAUCUGGAAGAAGCUGUCAGAGAUGAUGUUACGGUGACUGCGCACUUCCAAGAGACGGUCCGGGCUGCAGCACCAGCUGCUUGUAAUGGUUACGAAUAUGUUCCUGUGGGCCUUCACGAAAUUGACAUCAUGAAGCUCCUGAAUCUUGACUUUGUUUAUAUCUUUGACAAGCCAACAAAUGCGGCCAACCUUUCCAAACUCAAGGCAUCACUGUGUCAAUUGCUUCAACACUAUCCCACCCUUGCAGGCCGCAUCAAAGGAGAUCAAAUAGAGUUGAACAACCAAGGAGUGACAUUUUGCGUGCAAAGCUCCACAAACAGUAUCCGAGAGAUGCCAGAAGAUCCUGCUACAGGACAACCCUACUGCUUCAUACCUGUACCCGGAGAACAAGUGAAAGGCAAUGCUCCUCUGCUGACAGUCACAGUGACACAAUUUGUGGACGGGUGGACACUAGGAGUUGUGAUGAAUCAUUUGGGUGCGGAUGCAUGGACAUUUUGCAUGUUUAUGAGGGACUGGAGUCGCAUGUUCAAUGGUGAUGGCAUUGACCCUGUGGUAUAUCAACUCCCAGAAAGUGUGUUCCAGACUUGUGGAUCUCACAAGCAAGCUGAUGAAUUGGCCAACUCCUUAGGCUGGCAACGAUCACAGUUCAGUCAACAGAUUGUUUCCAAGUUCCUCAUGAAGACAUUGGUACCCUUGGUUCUAAAGCAUGAUAUUCGCCUUGGAAAGCGGCCUAACAGGUUGGUGCUAUCAUACACUGACGCUCAAGUCAAACAAAUCAAAGCCAAGGCAGAAGCAAACUCCAAAACAUGGGUCAGCACCAAUGAGGCUGUCAUGGCAUUGGUCUGGCAACUCAUGCUUGAUGCAGCCGGUCUAGAUUCUAAUCAUCGAGCAGGUCUUGGGAGCUCAUACAUUGUCAAUCUGCGCAACAAGAUUCCUGGUAUCUCUGAAAGAUUGGCUGGCAAUGUGGUGACUACUACUUCCAUGAUUGUUGAUAUGACGAAGCAGGGCAACUUCACCGAGGGAAGCUCUCUGGAAGAUCUACUACACAGUUCGAUGCGGGCCAGUCUUGACCCUAAAAGGCUUCAAUCAGCAAUCCAGGUUCACAACUUCAGGUGGUCAAACGACAAUCCAUGGUUCAUCUCUCAUGAAAGCAAAGAAGUCGGUGAGAUUAGCUUUGCUGGUGUUGCUGGAUGCCUUGUGUGGAACUGGCAAGCUGCAAAUCCAUACUAUGACGUAAACUUUGGCACUGGCAAGCCACUGCGUGGUAUUCCUUGGAAUUGGACCCAGCAAGCAGUUACUGUUGUCCCCAGUGCAAGUGGGGGCUUGGAGGUCCAUAUUGACAAGGGAAGCCGAGGACCUGUUCGAUGGGUUGCCAAAUUGCAGCAAGCCAAGAGCCAUUGGCCAAGAAUUAGAACCUUGAUGGCUGGCAUUGCCAUUCUAGGUGCCAUCCUACUCCAUGUACUCUUGGAAGUAAGUCCUACCAUUGCAAUUCUGUGGUGUUUGGUGUUCGGAUGUCUCUCCUUCAGUGCUGAAGCCCUUUUCCAUCUUGAAGUGAAGGCUGCCCAGCAGCACUUUUUUGACUCCAUUUUUGCCAAUGCACACCUAUCACUUAAUAAUUAA